This is a messenger RNA of Colletotrichum orchidophilum, 384 nucleotides long. RefSeq lists its product as uncharacterized. The annotation marks the transcript as partial. The transcript has a single exon. NCBI's taxonomy places the organism in Eukaryota, Fungi, Ascomycota, Sordariomycetes, Glomerellales, Glomerellaceae. The record is from RefSeq and is a predicted model, not a curated record.
AGGGUUGCAUACCCUCUCGGAGAGGGACCGGCUGCUGUGCUUGAACCGCGCGUUGUAAAAGACGUCCCAGUUCCUUCGGGCAUUAAACGCCCCCCACCGAUAAUAUUAAAUGGAGUGACGUUCCAUUUCCGAAUGGUUCAAGGUUGGGUAAAGAAAGACGUAAAGAAUGUCUAUUAUCGAGACUACACGUGCGAUACCAUCAUUAUCGUCAAUCUGAGAAGGCGAUACCGGGAUGUGUCAGUUAUUGCCGGCGGCGUUAGGUUGCUCAAGUAUAGAAUGUCCAGUGGCCGUGUCACGUCUGUGAGGGCUCCGGAAGGAGGAUUUCCCAAAACUCUUGACAUUGAUGUCGCCGUGGUCAAAAAGACUGUUGACGAAACGCCAUAA